AUGGAAGCGAGGGUCCAAAACCUCCUACCAGUGAACAAGAUCAAGUCAACAGCUUAUAUCAAUAAGGUCAGUUCUGUGUCACCUCCACGUUCCAAGGUGUCGUACGAGAAGCAGCGGUCUCAAUCAACAUUUGUGGAAGAAUCGGGAAUUAAUGCCCUUGCAUUGCUAGGAAAUCAGCAACCUCCUCGACCUAUACAACCACUUUCCACUUCACAAAUGUAAGU
This is a messenger RNA of Cylicostephanus goldi, 224 nucleotides long. NCBI's taxonomy places the organism in Eukaryota, Metazoa, Nematoda, Chromadorea, Rhabditida, Strongylidae. The record is from the annotation of a GenBank genome assembly.